GGGCGACCAAGUCCACUGUUGUGGAGUUUUUGGGGCUCUUGGCAACCUGCUUCUCGGAUCUCAUGGAGACAAAUCUGCUUGUUUGCGUGUAUGGUGCAGCCGAUGACGUAUUAACGGGCAUUAUGGAAGUCAGGAGAGAACUGGGCUAAGUUUUGGUGCCUUCCUCCAAAAUGGGGAAGUGGGGCGUGCACAGGAGGAUGCUGUGUUUGUGGUUGUCGCUCCUCGGAUUCGCCUUGCUUCUGCUGAUCGUUUCUGAUCUUUUCCACCGAGGGCAAUAUCACUCUUACCAGAAGGUUGGCACCCGACGCGACCCCCUCCAGCGGAGCCAGGCCCCACCGGACGACUUGGAGCUCAUCGGAGACGCAGCGUCCGAGCUCUUGCCCGAACUCGUCCCCAUCAACUCGCUUAAAGAGGACCAGCUUUUGUUCGUGGCGUCCACGCGGGGCGCGCGGGACCCCCCGCACAAGAAGUGGAACUACAAGGUGCUCUUGCCCGCGGCGAGGAAGGAACUUGCGGGAGAAGGAGCGCGGGAUCGACGAGGCAGCCACGCGUCACCGCCCGAGGCGCGACAUCCCAAGUGCCUCGGCGAGCAGUACAGCGAAUCUCUGCCUUCUGCCAGCGUGCUCAUCUGCUUUCACAACGAAGCCUGGGCCGCUCUUUUACGCACACUGCACAGCGUCUUGAACGCAACACCCAGAUCCUUCUUAGCGGAGCUUCUCCUCGUGGACGACCUCAGCACGCACGAUCACUUGCAGACUACGCUCAGUGAAUAUGUGUCCCACCUGGACGGGGUGCGUUUGAUUCGCAGCACCGAGCGCCUCGGGGUCGCAGGGUGCCGUAACCUGGCUGCAUCCCGAGCUUCGGGGGAGGUGCUGGUGUUCGUGGAGCCGCGCUGUGAAUGCCGCGACGGCUGGCUGGAACCGCUCCUGCAGAGGCUGGCCCAGGACAGGACCAGAGUAGUUUCCCCCAUUGUGGAUGUGAUCCACUGGCAGACAUUCGAGUACAACGUCACCCAGUGGCCAGUGUGGGGAGUUUUCAACUGGAAUCUGGACUUUUCCUGGGAGGCCAAACCGCAACUUCUGGACGAGGACUCAGACUUGGCGAUCGAACCUGCACUGAGUCCAGCUUUAGGAGGUGGAGUUCUGGCCAUUGACAGACAUUUCUUCCACAAUGUGGGAGCCUUUGAUCCUGGUAUUCUACUGUGGGGAGGGGAACUAAUUGAGCUGUCCAUCAGGGUGUGGUUGUGCGGGGGCUCCAUGGAGGUGGUUCCCUGCUCUCGCGUGGCCCACCUAGACCACCACCCCCGCCUCCCAUCCCGCUUCCAAGACCAGGAGCAGCUUGAGAGGAACAAGAUCCGCAUAGCUGAGACGUGGAUGGAUACAUACCGCAAAAUCUUCUACAGGCGGGACACGCUGGCUCAUUUUAUUAGGCAGUCUGAGACGCCCAAUAUUACAGAGCGCCUGCAGCUGAAGAAGACUUUGGGCUGUAGGGACUUCCAUUGGUACCUGACGAAAAUCCAUCCCCAACUUUACGUUCCACAGGACAGAUCAGGACUCUCAGGCGAGCUGUACAACGUCGUAGUUGGUGGCUGUGUCGACCACCUCCCGGGUCAAGGGGUGCCUGUUGGAUCCAUGAUCCUCGCGCCAUGCAGCGGCACGGGCAGUCAGGUAACCAUGACAACGGUCUUUUCAAGCUCUGAACGAAAGAGGCCGGGCACAAAGAUUACCCAGAGGUCAUUGCAGCACUGCGAUCUCAACUCUGACGGGGAAGUGAGAUGGGGUCCCGCGGGGGCUUUGUGUUUGGACGCCGUCGGCGAGCGGGUAGUCCUCUCUGAGUGUCAGAAACCGAUCAGUGACAGGCUCCAGUGGACGUUCAUAAAGCUGAGUGGCCAGCUGCUCCAUCGACUGUCCCAGUUGUGUAUGGAGGCUGUGAAGGACGGACGCCCCCCACGGAGCUCCCCGUCAAAUGAAGUCGGCGCCCGCUCGGGUGCGGGAGAACUCAUCCUGCGACCCUGUAGGCGUCAUCCCACACAGCAGUGGCGCUUUGAGCAGCUAGUGUCACCUUAAUUAGCGUGACAAAGAGCAAUUAUGGACUCACAACAUGUCAAUGCCAAAUAUUAUUAUGACUGCAUAGUGGCUCACUGUGUUAAUUGCGGAGAAUCUAUACAGCAUGUUGAAAAGAGUUGUUGAACACAUCCGUUGUACAUUUAAUUAAUCAAUCAGCUGCCCCCUGGAUCUUAAUUCUACAUCUUAGGCACGGUGGGAUACAUUCGGUGUGGUUCACUAAUGUUCUUCUGGAUUUAUUACCCACUGACACACUCCAAACAUCAGAAGCGUGGAGGCUAUUUUUGUUACUUUUUAAUAAAAAAAAAAAAUAUAUAUUUACUGAUGUUAUGGAAAAAAGGUUACAUUAUUUUUUUUCUUCCAUAAAAUGUUAUAAUAAUGCAUCAUUUUUGAUUAUAAUUCCUUCUGGUAAAACGUUUUCAAUAUUUGUUCCUGUUUUAAGGAUUUCCGGUUGUAUCCCUAUAAUUUAAUAAACUUGUUAAAGACUAUAUUAUCUCACACCCAAAGAACAUGAUUGUUCAUAAAUUCAAGAAGUAGAAAGUCCGUGUUUACGUCCUUAACUCCAAGUCGACAUUGUACAUGGACUUUUUUUUGUUUUGUUUAGCUAAUGUUAGCAUUGAAUGAGAACAUGGCGGACUUUCACUUAGCAACACGAUGCAGUUAGUAAGCUGACUACGUACUGUUGAACAAAUACAUUUCAAAUUUCUGAAAGGGUUUUUAUGUCAAUUGAUAUUUGACUACGACAGAGUGGACAUGUUUAGUAUGACAACAUUCAACUUCACACAUAAUAUGAUGAAAAGUAGGACAAGUGGAAACAUUUAUUCUGUAACGACACACCGUUUCAGCCUCCACUGAAGAAACAAAUUGCUUGUAGAAAUGUCACUGAAAACAUCAGUGGGUUUCCUAAUUAAACUCUUCGGUCUUAUUGUAAGUGGACAAACAUUUACACUCGCAGUACAACGAUAAGUCUCUUAAAAUGUGUUUCCUUCAUUUUGUACAUUUUUUUCCCCCCAUUGUGUGUAGGUGACUUUGGCACGUCGCACACACUGCUCCGCUAACUACAGUGUAUGUACCGAGUGGCUAAAUGAUAUUAAAUUGACAAAAAUAAAUAAAAAAAAAUUACAGGG
Phyllopteryx taeniolatus (common seadragon) is the source of this 3190-nucleotide messenger RNA. Its product is annotated as polypeptide N-acetylgalactosaminyltransferase 15-like. The record is from RefSeq and is a predicted model, not a curated record. Gene Ontology annotation, cellular component: Golgi apparatus. NCBI's taxonomy places the organism in Eukaryota, Metazoa, Chordata, Actinopteri, Syngnathiformes, Syngnathidae. The coding region runs from base 171 to 2066 and encodes 631 amino acids. The transcript is spliced from 9 exons.